ACUCAAUUCAGUACUUACUUUCACUACCUUCAGAUCGCGUCAACCAUUCGCCUUCGUUGUUGUUGUUUUUGAAGUUAAUGUGGUUUUUUAUUUUUUUUAACUGAAAGCUAAAUUUUUUCCACCUGAAUUCAAUAAAACCAAAAAAAAUUAAAAAAAAUAUUCGAAAUCUUCUUUCAAAUAAAGUGUUUUAUUCCGUUGUUGAAAUAUAGAUUUCUGUGAUAUUUCAGUUAAAUUUUUGUGAUUUUCAACAUUUUUAGAAACUUUAUUUGUUUAAAAAAAUGAAAGCUCAAAUUGCAUUUGUUUGUGUUGCAUUUCUUUUUGCUGUGGUCCUUGUAAAUUGCGAGGACGAGAAAAAAGCCGAGAAGGAUGAAGAGAUCAAAGUCUAUAAACGUUUGAUUCCAGCUGAUGUCUUAAGAGAUUUCCCUGGAAUGUGUUUCGCUUCAACUCGCUGUGCAACAGUUGAGCCUGGCAAAACAUGGGACCUAACACCAUUCUGUGGACGUUCAACUUGUGUUCUCGAUGAAUCAAACCCAGCAAAAUUAUUGGAAUUAGUGGAAGAUUGUGGUCCACUGCCAUUGGCAAAUGACAAAUGCAAAUUAGACACUGAGAAGACCAACAAAACUGCUCCAUUCCCUUACUGUUGUCCGACCUUCAAGUGUGAACCUGGUGUGAAGCUAGAAUAUCCAGAAAUUAAAGAAGAACCCAAAAAGGAAUAAACUAAAAAAUAGUAAUAUUCCAGUUAACUUUUUUGCGAAAACAAAACAAAAUUGAUAUUUAUAUAUAUAUAAAUUGUUUUACCAAAACCUCAGAGCGAAUAAACACAAAAUAUGGAGAGCAAAUUUAACAAACAAUUUAAAAUUUAAAAAAAAAAUCAGAUUUCAUCAUUUAAAAAGAGUUUGAACGGAUUGUUUAUGAACAUCAUGUUAUAAUUUAUUCCUAAUUACAUCUCUCAUCUUUAUGCGAUGUUUAUAACAAAAUAAAUAUAAUAUAUCCGUAAAUAGUCCGAACUAUUUCAAUUUUUGUAUUUUCUGUAUGUUUAUAUUUGUAAUUAUAUUUCGAAAUAAAUGUAAUGAAAACACAGAA
Eupeodes corollae is the source of this 1083-nucleotide messenger RNA. RefSeq lists its product as uncharacterized. The transcript has 3 exons. The record is from RefSeq and is a predicted model, not a curated record. Bases 279 to 716 code for a protein of 145 amino acids. Lineage: Eukaryota; Metazoa; Arthropoda; Insecta; Diptera; Syrphidae.